Messenger RNA from Sardina pilchardus (European sardine), 1740 nucleotides. RefSeq lists its product as uncharacterized. Bases 124 to 1365 code for a protein of 413 amino acids. The transcript has 10 exons. Lineage: Eukaryota; Metazoa; Chordata; Actinopteri; Clupeiformes; Clupeidae. The record is from RefSeq and is a predicted model, not a curated record.
GUUGCUACCAGCAACAACCCCUGGACCCGAAAUCAUAAAACAGCGUCAAUUAUUAAUGCACUGCCACACAGACUGGGCAGCGACAAGCCACGGCAAGGACUAGAACUAAAACAAAUUUACAUUAUGGAAGAGAGCCAGCCCUCUCCCUCCUCACAGAAAGAGGUCCUUAUUAUUCCUCUCCAUCCCAAUACCAGCCCUAUUCAGCAGACAUCAAGCCCCUCCUCUCCUCAGACCAAGACCAGUGCCUCCGCCUCCGCCUCUUCUCCUCAGGCCAAGACCAGUGCCACUAAAUCCUCUCUGAAGACCAAGACCAGUGCCUCUGCCGCCUCUCUGAAGAAGACGUCCAAUGCUACCGUGUCUUCAUCAAGAGGACCAGCAGUGAAGGCGUUGUCAGGCGGUGAAGGGCGUGGGAAUGUGACUACUGCUGUGGCUGUGGAAAAGAGUGCAGAAGAAAUUAAACAAGUUCACAUCAUCGAGGAGAGCCAGAAAGAGGUCCUUAUUAUUCCUCUCCAUCCCAAUGCCACCCCGUUAAGCCCUAUUCAGCAGACAUCAAGCUCCUCGUCUCCUCAGACCAGUGACACUGCCUCCUCUCUGAAGACCACAUCCAGUGCCACUGCGUCUUCACCAAGAGGACCAGCAGGUUCACAGCUAUUUGCUGAGCUGCUGGAGAGCCAUGCCCGUCGUAACCCUCGGAAGGCCUCCCUGGAACCAGCAGCUACACCACCUGGAGAAGCCACACCCUCUUCUGUGACCACGCCCUCCCCCGUAGACACACCCCAAAGUCCGACCCCUCCGACCACAUCCAAUGGCACUGAGUCUUCACCAGCACGUUCACAGCUGUUUGCCGAGCUGCUGGAGAGCCAUGCCCGUCGUAACCCUCGGAAGGCCUCCCUGGAACCUGCAGCUACACCACCUGGAGAAGACACACCUUCCUCCAUGACCACGCCCUCUCCCGUAGACACACCCCAAAGUCCGACCCCUCCGACCACAUCCAAUGGCACUGAGUCUUCACCAGCACGUUCACAGCUGUUUGCCGAGCUGCUGGAGAGCCAUGCCCGUCGCAACCCUCGGAAGGCGUCCCUGGAACCUUCAGCGACACCACCCGGAGAAGCCACACCCUCUUCUGGGACCACGCCCUCUCCUGUAGACACACCCCGAAGCCUGUCUCUCUCCAUGACCCCUCCGACCACGUCCCCUCAGCCUUCACCUACAGCGCCAGGUGGAAUUGGACUCAGCAAUCCUCAGCUGCUGAAAGAACUGAAGCAGCCACCCCCACUCAAGCAUGUGAACGCCCACAAGGGCCUGACCACCGUCUUCUCUGGUCGGGGCAAGGGCCUAGGUGCCAUACACAUGCCACAGCCAUGAUUCUGUGUACUUACCCAUUCUAUACCAUGGUUUCCACACUCCUCAAUAAGGUUUAUCAUAUAUCAUAGAGGAGCACACUGUUUUGUACUGUAGAUGACACUGUAUGAAUGGUGUAGCUUGAGAAAGUGAUAUCAGGCAUGUAUAUGAGAUGUAUUUUUAUAAGGGUGUGUGUGUGUGUGUGUGUGUGUGUGUGUGUGUGUGUGUGUGUGUGUGUGUGUGUGUGUGUGUGUGUGUGUGUGUGUGUGUGUGUGUGUGUGUGUGUGUGUUAGAUUGAGAAGAUCCUACUGCCCUUGCUCAAAAUCUGCCUAAAUAAGCUAAUGUUUCACCAAAGAACUUACAAUAAAACACAACUUAUUAUUACAACAUCAAAGUGUU